AUGGAGCAUAACACGGUUACGAUAUCACUGGGUCAUGCCUUGCAAGCUAAUCAACAUUUAACAAUUUAUAUUCAACCAGAUUCCAAAUGUUUACAAUGGACUGAAUUUGGUAUUCAUGAAAAUGAUAUUCAAACAUGCAUGUUCAUUUCUAGAGAAGAACCUAAAGACUUACAACAGCAUCUGCAAAUAGAAAUACAAAACAUGUUUUCUAAGCCAGUACUGCACUAUACCAACUGCACAACAUACAGCAACGGACUCAUCUACAACAGAAAUAUGCUCAUUAUUGUGGAAUGGGAUGAAGAGUUAGACCUAUUACAGAAUUUAGCUCAAAAUCUAGAACGCCUACGUCAAGCACAUAUCAUUUUUAUCUAUACAGGAGGUGAUUCGCAAGCACCAAAUAUUUCAGAAUUAUUUGAACCUCUUUUCGAAUUUUGUCGGAAUAAUAGUAUGAUAAAUGCAAUUGCCAUAUUCCCCCAUUUUGUUGAAAGCCAACAGUUCUACAGUUACAGUGAAUAUCCGAAAUUCAACAUUGAAACAAAAUAUUUUCCCUCAAAUGCAACAAAAAUAUUUCCGGAACGCAUGCAAAAUCUAAAAGGCCAUGAAAUAGUAACAUUGCCAGAUCAAAUUUCACCUCGUACUAUACUUUACCAGACUGCAAGCGGAGAAAAGUUGUUGACCGGCUAUGUUGCGAAGAUGACUGAAUUGUUUGCACAUAAAUUGAACGGCACGCUUACGUAUUCACUUCACUACAACCUCACUUUGGGUAAAUCCAUAUUUUAUCGUGAUUUCACUAAUUUCACACGCAAUGGCACAGUGGAGUUACCCACCAGCAUAUCAAACCCUGGCAAAAAUCAGUCAUAUGAUCAAUUUACAUAUCCUUUUGAAUUGGCCAACUUUUGCUUAAUGGUGCCCGUGGAACUAGAAGAAACAUAUAUUGACUUUUUUCUUAAACUUCUGCAUUGGACACGUGUACUUGGUGUGUUGAUUAUUGUGGAAGUAUUUUCUAUAUUUUUUGUUGUAUGUCACAAAUUGCUAAAAGUAAACUCCAACCAACCAUUUGUGUUGCAUUGCUUGGAUCUGUUCUUUCAUCCGCAUGCAUUAUCUGGUAUAUUGGGUUUUUCAUUUUUUCUACAUCCACGCCCUUUGUUAUCUCUACGAUUGUUAUAUAUUGUGUUGUUUGUAGUCGGACUUAUUGCUACAACGUUUUUUAAUGUUGAAUUGAAUGCAUUUCUGACGACACCAUCAGCAAAGAAACCGAUUCGUUCAUUGGAUGAUAUCAAAACCUCGAAUUUGAAAAUAUUAAUGGGAAACGAUGAAUUCAAUAAUCUUCUUCCCAACAUACGGGAAAACUAUAGAAGUUGUUUUGAGUUAGUAAAUAAAUUUGAAGAGUACAGUGUGGUAAGAGAUUCAUUGAAUACAAAGUAUGCAUAUCCAGUUACCACAUCAAAGUGGUAUGUCUUUGAGGCACAACAACGUCUUUUUGAACGCCCACUGUUUCGUUUAACGAAGAUUUGUUUUGAACCUUUAAUGCAUCUUGGAUAUAUUUUAGCACCAGACUCAAUUUUUAAAGAGCCGCUUCAACAGUUUAUAUUACGUGUGCAGGAUUUAGGUUUGGAUAAAUAUUGGUUAGGACGUUCCUUUUAUGAUUUGGCUGCUAUUGGAAAUAUGAGUUUCAAGGAUCUCUCGACAAAAAGGAGCCAAGGGACACGCGCUGCCAUUCAACAUAUCAACAUGAGUUCAGCACAGGACUCAGCGUACAUAAUUGCAUUUAGAAGUACAAGCAGAAAAGUCAAGCGCAUUCCUCGACUGCUCCAUGCUGAAAUGUAUGCCAACAACAAUAACUCGUAA
This is a messenger RNA of Teleopsis dalmanni, 1848 nucleotides long. RefSeq lists its product as uncharacterized. The transcript is spliced from 3 exons. Lineage: Eukaryota; Metazoa; Arthropoda; Insecta; Diptera; Diopsidae. The coding region runs from base 1 to 1848 and encodes 615 amino acids. The record is from RefSeq and is a predicted model, not a curated record.